GAGAGGAAGGUGGAGAGUAACGUGGACUAAAAAAGAAGAGGGAAAAAUAGACGCAAAUAGAACAAUUAUAGAGAGAAAAAGAUUGAAAUUUGGGGAAUGGUAGCACACCCACAACAUCACAAAUGAGCAACAGAGGUGGAGGGAUGUUGGGCAACCAUCAUCUCCAACAACAACAACAACAACAACACCAUCAUCAUCAACAACAACAACAUCAUCAUCAACACACCAACAACACCAGCAACAAACCAGAAUGGCUUCAACAGUACGAUCUAAUCGGCAAAAUUGGUGAAGGAACUUAUGGUCUCGUUUUCUUAGCUCGCGUUAAACCUCCUUCUAUUCAUCGUGGUAAAUCUAUCGCUAUCAAGAAGUUUAAGCAAUCUAAAGAUGGUGAUGGUGUUUCCCCUACUGCAAUUCGUGAAAUCAUGUUGCUACGAGAGAUUUCCCAUGAGAACGUGGUUAAGCUCGUGAAUGUACACAUCAAUCCUGCAGACAUGUCAUUAUAUUUGGCCUUUGAUUAUGCUGAGCAUGAUCUAUAUGAGAUCAUUAGGUAUCACAGAGAUAAAGUGAAUCAGCCUAUCAAUCAGUACACAGUUAAAUCACUGCUAUGGCAGCUGCUAAAUGGGCUAAAUUAUCUACACAGUAAUUGGAUUAUACAUAGAGAUCUUAAACCAUCGAACAUCUUGGUUAUGGGCGACGGUGAGGAGCAGGGUGUUGUGAAAAUUGCUGAUUUUGGAUUAGCAAGAGUAUACCAAGCUCCUUUAAAGGCAUUGGCUGACAAUGGGGUUGUGGUGACAAUUUGGUAUCGAGCUCCUGAGCUGCUGCUUGGGGCGAAACACUACACUAGUGCUGUUGAUAUGUGGGCUGUUGGAUGUAUAUUUGCGGAGCUUCUGACUUUGAAACCAUUGUUUCAAGGUGCAGAAGUGAAAGGCACACCAAAUCACUUUCAGCUGGAUCAACUCGACAAAAUAUUUAAAGUCUUAGGUCAUCCUACACCGGAAAAGUGGCCUAUACUUGUAAACCUCCCGCAUUGGCAACAAGAUUCCCAACAUAUUCAAGGGCAUAAGUAUGAUAAUCCUGGGCUCUAUAGUGUUGUCCAUCUUUCUCCCAAAACUCCUGCAUAUGAUCUACUCUCUAAAAUGCUCGAAUAUGAUCCUCGUAAGCGACUAACAGCUGCACAAGCGCUUGAACAUGAGUACUUCAAGAUGGAGCCUUUGCCAGGUCGCAAUGCAUUUAUACCUUCUCGACCUGAAGAUAAAGCUGUCAAUUAUCCUGCACGACCAGUGGACAGUAAUACUCAUUUUGAAGGAACAACAAGCAUUCAACCUCCUCCACAGGGUCCUCCUGCAAAUGCAGUUGCUGGUAAUAUGCAAGGUUCUCAUAUUGUGCCAAAUAGAAAUGUACCUCGACAAAUGCCUAUGGUUGGUAUGCAAAGAGUGCAGCCCCAAGGCAUGCCACCCUAUAACAUCUCUUCUCAGGCUGGAAUGGGUGGUGGACUGAAUCCUGGCGGCAUCCCCAUGCAACGUGGUGUGUCGGCUCAAGCCCAUCCACAGCAGCAGCUGAGGAGAAAGGAUCCUGGAAUGUUGCCUGGGUACACUUCACAGCAGAAAUCCAGAAGAUUUUGAGGCGUGUCAGAGAUUUCGUUUGGCUUUCUGCAAAAUGAAAGAGUCGGUCUCUCAAGGUGUAACUUAUGAUGUGAAACGUGAACUCAUGGCAUGCCUGGAGACAAAGUUGAGAUGACAGCCCUAGCCCUGGAAUGGGCUGACUGCAUUUGGAGAAACAGGGUAUGACUCGCAGGGAAUUCAGCUGAUCGUUGUUAAGGCGGUUUUGGCAACUCCUGUAGCCUGGCUUCUUAACUCAUGCAGAUCAGCCAGUGCUUUGGUAUCAGCCAGCCGGUUUUUUGUUUGCGCUACGUACAUGCCCGCUCAAUCCCUUUCUAUGUAGAAAAAUAGGCAAAAAGGAAUUAGAAGAUUGUAACAUCAUUAAUGAUAAUUGAUAUGCAUAGAAUUAUUGAUCUUAAAACCUCCUUUCACCCUUAAAAAUGAAGAUAUUGGCGCACUCGUUGUGGUACUUGGGUAGAUCCAAAAAAACAAACGUGUAAUUCUUUUGUAUAAGAUUGGUUUAAGAAGAAAAGUGAACAUAAAUCAGCUCGAGGGCCUGUCUGUAUUCUUGUGUUCACCUAUUCAUGUUGUGUCAUACCUUCUAUUUUGGAGGUUUUACUAUUAUAUUGGUAAGUUGUAGCAACCUUUUUUUAAUAUUGUAUAAUGUUUACUUUGUAGUAGAAUAUGUAACACUUUGUAAGUAUAUGAAAAAUAGAGGUUUUACUUGUUA
This is a messenger RNA of Beta vulgaris subsp. vulgaris (sugar beet), 2328 nucleotides long. Its product is annotated as cyclin-dependent kinase E-1. Gene Ontology annotation, molecular function: ATP binding; cyclin-dependent protein serine/threonine kinase activity; RNA polymerase II CTD heptapeptide repeat kinase activity. Bases 123 to 1622 code for a protein of 499 amino acids. Gene Ontology annotation, cellular component: nucleus; mediator complex. Gene Ontology annotation, biological process: protein phosphorylation. The record is from RefSeq and is a predicted model, not a curated record. NCBI's taxonomy places the organism in Eukaryota, Viridiplantae, Streptophyta, Magnoliopsida, Caryophyllales, Amaranthaceae. The transcript has 16 exons.